UUACAGAAAAUUUGAGGACAGGAGACUUAACUGAAGGGAAGAGACAUGGCUGGUAAUGCUGCAGCCUACGCUGAGAGGGCAACUAGUGAUAUGCUGAUUGGUCCAGACUGGGCAAUAAACAUUGAAUUAUGUGAUAUUAUUAACAUGGACCCUGGGCAAGCAAAAGAUGCCUUAAAGACACUCAAGAAGCGUCUUGGCACUAAAAAUCCGAAAAUACAACUUCUGGCUCUUUUUGCUUUAGAAACUCUCAGCAAAAAUUGUGGUGAGAGUGUUUUCCAGCAGAUAGUUGAGCGUGAUAUCUUACAUGAAAUGGUUAAAAUAGUAAAGAAGAAGCCAAACUUGAAUGUGAGGGAAAAGAUACUAAUCCGAAUUAACACAUGGCAAGAAGCCUUCGGGGGACCUCAGGGGAGAUAUCCUCAAUACUAUGCAGCAUAUAAUGAACUGAAGGCUGCUGGAGUUGAAUUCCCACCUCGAGAAGAGAGCAGUGUACCAUUCUUUACUCCACCCCAGACCCAGCCAAUAAUUUCUCCUGUUACUGAAUACAAUGAUGCUGCUAUUAAGGCCUCUUUACAGUCUGAUGCUUCAGGCCUCAAGUACUUCCUCGAUGACAACUGACUUUUGUUUGUCAUAAACAUUUAUUCAAAUUA
Molecule: messenger RNA, 647 nt
Organism: Humulus lupulus (European hop)
Lineage: Eukaryota; Viridiplantae; Streptophyta; Magnoliopsida; Rosales; Cannabaceae
Product: TOM1-like protein 3
Exons: 5
Coding region: 46-615 (189 amino acids)
Biological process (GO): protein transport to vacuole involved in ubiquitin-dependent protein catabolic process via the multivesicular body sorting pathway
Molecular function (GO): phosphatidylinositol binding; ubiquitin binding
Source: RefSeq, a predicted model, not a curated record